Parastagonospora nodorum SN15 is the source of this 1776-nucleotide messenger RNA. RefSeq lists its product as hypothetical. Bases 1 to 1776 code for a protein of 591 amino acids. The record is from RefSeq and is a predicted model, not a curated record. The transcript is spliced from 3 exons. NCBI's taxonomy places the organism in Eukaryota, Fungi, Ascomycota, Dothideomycetes, Pleosporales, Phaeosphaeriaceae.
AUGGAAUUUCCACGCGGCGAUGGUGCCACAGCGCGCCCACGAUCAUCAUCUUUGGGCUCAAAGCCCGCCAACAAGAAUGCCCGACCUUGGGCGCGACCCAACUCUAACGCGAGCGCACAGGGCCCAAAGCCCGCUAACAAGAAUGCCAACCCUGAGGCGCAACAAAGCUCGAACGCGAGCGCAAGCAACGGCACCACGAGCACCAGCUCUGAGUUGGUCGUGGAGGACCCAGGCUCUAGUGCCACAAAUGCCACUACUACGGCGCACCCAGGCCCGCGAGCGGGCGAUCAGGUCACAGACGAGCUCGAUUAUGACAUCGAGAAGAUCAUGUUUCCCAACACAGCCAUCUGUUUGGUCGAAUACAGAAAGAGUCUCUGGGAAUACUCCGUCGAUUCCGGAUUUGUCGUAUUUGACAGGUCCCGUGCGAUAAGGGAAUACGGCCCGCAAUACGCUGACGGGAUGCGGACAUUGGUUCAACCGCAGCCACCCACACGAGGCCUAGAAGCCACCACGGUCGAAUACAACGACGCAAUCAAGGUCGACGCCGAGCUCCUGUGCGAGCACAUUGCAUACUGGUGCAUUUUGCACGAUACAAAGCCCAAGCUGGGCGACUUCACCGACGACCAGGCCGCUGGCGAGACCGGUAUGGUGACAUUGUCACCGAAGGGCACAAUGCAACUGCUCAAGCGUCAGGCCAAGACGACAUCGAUCCUUGAGGGGAGAGACAAGGCGCGGCGAAUUCAGCUGGUGAAGACCGUGCUAGCGAAUAAAAAGGCAGGCGCCGAUACUAAACACUUCCUGGAAAAGGAGCUGGUCAAACACAACGCCGAGCGUGAGGACCUUGCUGCGGCAUCAUCAGACAUAGCUGCGGCUCGGCUCGAGCUCCAGCAGGAACAGGCUAGAGUAGAUGCCUUGUCGUCCACGGCACACUUUUGUGGAAUCGAGCAAGUCCUUUCGAAGGUGUCCACUGCAAUCAACGAGUUGCGCAAUGCAGUCGAGAGACAGGACGAGAGCGCGACCACCGCGGUUACCGAAUCCAUUGCCGACUGUGGCGACAAACUGAUGGCUGAGCUCACGACCAUCCAAACCAACAGCAAGGUUUUGACCGAAACUGUGUCGGAAUACACCGAGAAGCUGGUGUCUCUUGACGCCGCGGAAAAAAUGGCCGAGGAGACCGCUAAAGCCGCCCUCGAACGCGAGGUUCACAUGUUGAAUGAGAAGGAUGACAACCUAAACAAGGCGUAUGACGAAGGCCUAGUGCAGGCCAACAGUGCAGACACCGCCGCGAUCAUCGACAGAUUAGUCGAUGAGAAGGUGAAGAACCGCAAAAAGGAAAUGGAGGCCAAUGCCUUCGCCGUAGCACAGAAGACCUUUGUGGACAUUGGGAAUCUCGAUCCCGACUUCAUUCUGCUCUUUGCCCAUGAGCUUUUGCUGAGAGUGAAGGGCCGGCGUCUAGCAAAUUAUCAUCGUGAUAUGGUGCAGUCGAAGAUGGCCGGAACGGAGCCAGAUGAGACGAUCAAGGCUAUGGCAUGCCGCGUCGCGUCCUGGAUCGGCGCCAAGAACGGCGAAAAGAUGCACCAGCCAAACUCUGUUUGGUACGGUGCGACCCAGAAGGACGCACCAAUGAGCUGCCACCCGCCCGCGCGCCCGACUUUGGUGCAGAAGACGUAUUUCUCUGCGCUCAUGGAUGCGUUGGGUUGGGUUAAAGAGAACCCAGAGGAGGCUGUAAUCAACGCCGCGCUGGUCGACUGGCCGUGGUGGGUGAAGCACCGAUAA